AUGGCCACCCUCCCCUCGUUACUAUCACAAUACGAAAUCCUCGAAACCCUCACGACGCACAUCUGGGCUUCUGACCUCGAAGCCCUCGCUUUCACGUGCCGCGAAAUGCACACCUACAUCCGUGGCAGCGCGAAAGUGCACGCGCACCUGCGCAAAGCGACGCUCGCGUGUAAUGGCGUCAGCGGACGGGCGUGGAAGGAGGAGUGGCUCGCGGAUCCGGGAAGGAUGUUUGAAACGAGGGGUCGCGUCCUGGUCGAGCGGUUGCGGGUUUCGUAUCAAUCAAGCUGGAGGUGGUUUGCAUCGGAUCAGGAGAAGAAAGCGGUGAUGCGGAGGUGUCGGGAGGUGUUGUUGGAUGAGAUGAAGUGUACGGGUGAGACGGAGGGGGCCGAGGGGAGCAGGCCUUGUGUUGUCUGUCAGGAGCCGGUGUGUGAGAACUGCCGCUUCCGCAGCGCCAUUUACGCAGUCACCACCACCCCCCGAGGCACCACCAUUAGCCCGAGCUUCGCCGGAGAUUACAAGCAGAAAUUGGCCGCGCGAUGGGACGAAUUCUGCCGCGCGUGCGUCGACUUCACGAUAAAGGCGCGUCCGGACGGGAAGAAGGAGAAGUUGCCCAAAUGCUCGUGUUCCGUGCUGGAGGAGGGGGAGCCGUGGAUGUGCGCACCGUGCUACGGGAAGCAGCGCGCGGCUCGGCUGAGCGUGGCCCCGACGUGGUGUGAGGAAUUGGUGCCGACGACGAAGGGGUGUUUUGGGUUGAAGCGGUGCCUGCUGAAGUGUCGGUGGUGUCUUGGGUAUUAG
Neohortaea acidophila is the source of this 795-nucleotide messenger RNA. RefSeq lists its product as uncharacterized. Lineage: Eukaryota; Fungi; Ascomycota; Dothideomycetes; Mycosphaerellales; Teratosphaeriaceae. The transcript is spliced from 2 exons. The record is from RefSeq and is a predicted model, not a curated record. Bases 1 to 795 code for a protein of 264 amino acids.